AUGGUAGGCGGAAUAAAGCCUUCGAUUGCGAAGAGACAAAUUCGAACAGAACCUAGCCCUGACUAUUCAGUAGCUCGUUCAACUGGUGGUGUGGAGUCAUCGAACAAAGAGUCCUUUGAACCUGAGCAACAACAUUUUCCAUCACACUUGAUUCCAGGAACACAGCAUCCGUCCAGUACUGUUACCGUUACACUGACACAAAGUGAAGAUGGCACAUAUUUCCCACCACCACAUCUCAUUGAUGAACUAGAUGCCUGGGAAUUGGGUGUGCCACCCUCACUCACGAUUAAUACACUUGCUCCACCAUCAUCAGGACAGCUGUUGCUUGAAAUUGCAACAGAAUCGACAUCCGAUGGAACAUGCCGAACAGGGGCUUCAAAUGAGGCUGCGUCUGAACUUCCAGUCCCAGUAAAUGGCACAAAGUAUAGGGUCCAGCAACAACUCCAGUUGAGUUCAAUUCAACACCGACGCCAUUUGGUCAAGCCGGAUGAAUUAACAACGAUGACCGCUUCGAAUCCUUCGUCGUUCCUUCCUGUAACUUUGAGUGAAACGCAAGUUCUUAUCUCUUCUACUAGUCCGCCGGUUUCAGUUGUCACUAUUCGCAGUGAAACACCCGAACUACCGACCCCUGAAACUGGACAAUGGGGAACGGAAAAUGGAGUCUAUGAUCCUUUUCAAUGCAGUAUUGGCGUCGUCGGAUUCUGCAUCCGCUUCAAUUUUCAAGGAACAAAAGCGGAAGAAGUGUGUCUUCUUUGUUGA
Molecule: messenger RNA, 759 nt
Organism: Daphnia pulex (common water flea)
Lineage: Eukaryota; Metazoa; Arthropoda; Branchiopoda; Diplostraca; Daphniidae
Exons: 6
Coding region: 1-759 (252 amino acids)
Source: RefSeq, a predicted model, not a curated record